UAGCAAGUCCAGAAAUGGAGUUUUAUUGAAAGGGACUGUAACUGACACUGGAGGGAAAGUGGCAGCGACUUACACAAAUCAAAAAGGCACAAGGGGGCGGAACUUCGAAUGGGCGUGGCUAAAUCCUAGUGCGGUUGCAUCGCAGCGCAUACACAAUGGCUGCUCGAAAGAGGGGAAAGCAAACAAUUUUCAGGCCCGCCGCGUCUAGCAAAAAAUAUGAGAAAAAAAUUAUUAAAAAUUCGGAAAAUAGUUGAAAGUGAAGAAAAACUCAACAGAAAGGAUGUUAAAGCGUCCGGGGCCUCUGAGUCCGGGCGGUGUUGAGCACAUAAAACUGGAUAGAAUAAUUGCAUCAGUACUAGUUGGGCUCUGCGCCCCUGUCCAUGUAGCUGGUCUGCCUUAGGGUGCCAUGGCCACAGGAACCCAGGGCCACCGUGACCACAUCUUGGAGAAAGCCAAGCUCACGCCACCCACGGGGAGGCGCAGGAGAGCCGAGGGGAAGCCCAAGAAGAACUUCCCCUGCCAGGAGUGUCAGAAAGCUUUCAACAGUCUGGAGAAGUUGAAGGUGCACUCGUACUCUCACACAGGAGAAAGACCAUACCGCUGCUCCCACCCCGACUGCACCAAGGCGUUCGUCUCCAAAUACAAGCUGCUACGGCAUAUGGCAACUCACUCACCGGAAAAAAACCACAAGUGUUCAUACUGUGAGAAAAUGUUCCACCGCAAGGAUCACUUAAAGAACCACCUGCACACUCACGACCCGUACAAGGAGGCCUUCACCUGUCAGGAGUGCGGCAAGAGCUACAACACCAAGCUGGGCUUCAAACGCCACCUCGCCCUCCACGCCGCCAACAGCGGAGACCUCACCUGCCAGGUUUGCCUGCAGCCGUUCCCCAGCACUGGGGUUCUUCUCGAGCACCUCAAAACGCACGCCGGCAAGUCCUCAGGCGGGACCAAAGAGAAGAAGCAUCGCUGCGAGCACUGCGAGCGCCGAUUUUACACCCGGAAGGACGUGCGACGCCACAUGGUGGUGCACACUGGACGCAAGGACUUCCUGUGUCAGUACUGUGCCCAGCGCUUCGGCAGGAAGGACCACCUGACACGUCACAUGAAGAAGAGCCACCCCCAGGAGCUGCUGAGGGUAAAAACUGAGCCAGCUGAUUCGCUGGAGCCCAUUGUCUACGACCUGGCGUCCGGGGGCAUCAAGGGCGAGCUCCCGGGGAUGCUGACGCCGAGACCGCACCAGCUCAACAUGUACACAGGCCCCGUCCUGGACACAGAGCCCUUCCCCCCCCACACACACCCCUUCUCUCUGAAGUACCCACUGGGCUCCAACUUUACCUCAUACAGCGCCUCCUCUGCGGAGCGGGAGCACCACCUAAAGGGAGAACUGGAGACCUACCUGAUGGAGCUGCAGAGCAGCAUGCCCUCCUCCUCCUCUGCUGCCCCAGAACCACAGCUCUCCUCCUCCAAACUGGAGCUGGAGCCUCAGGUGGGGGGGCUGGAGGGGGCGAGCGAGGACGUGUCCCUGUCCAAAAUGUCCACAGCGGCGGCGGCAGCCGCUGCGGGCGACUCUCUGGCCUCGUCCUCCUCUCUGAUGGACUUCUCACAGCUUUUCAACUUCCUUCCGCUCAACGGGCCCCCAUACAACCAGGCGGGGGGCAGCGGGGGGCAGGGUGUCGCCUACCCACCCGCCGAAGAGCCCGCACCUCUCGUCCAGCUGCCCCCCCAGUCCUCUGAGGGCCCGGAGGCUGCAGAGAGUCCACUACAGGGGCUCCCCUUCAUAUCCAACCUGAGCACCCCCACCACACUGCCCCGCUUCCACCAAGCCUUUCAGUGAUCCAGUAUGUACUGCCCCCCGCACACUGCACUCUAACACACACACACACACACACACUUCUUUUCAUGAAGUUGAUAAAUCAGAGAUUCAGAGAGAAAAUUGUCUCCUGUUGAUCAGCUGAUCUGACAUCAGAGGAAGUGAUGAGGCUUCAGUUCACACACACAUCUGUAACAGCAGGAAGCACACACACAGUGCUUUGACCUUCUUUAGAGUCGCUGACCUCGUGACCUUGUGACCCUAGAUGCAGAUUUUGAGAUGUAUAUUGUUUUUAGCACUUUGACCUCAGUGAUGUUUCACACGUCACUUUGUUUAUGUCUUUGUAGGUUGAUUUUAAAGGACCAGUCCACAG
Seriola aureovittata is the source of this 2186-nucleotide messenger RNA. RefSeq names its product pleiomorphic adenoma gene 1 (gene plag1). The transcript has 3 exons. Gene Ontology annotation, biological process: regulation of transcription by RNA polymerase II; cell fate commitment. Gene Ontology annotation, molecular function: DNA-binding transcription factor activity; histone deacetylase binding; RNA polymerase II cis-regulatory region sequence-specific DNA binding. NCBI's taxonomy places the organism in Eukaryota, Metazoa, Chordata, Actinopteri, Carangiformes, Carangidae. Bases 407 to 1837 code for a protein of 476 amino acids. The record is from RefSeq and is a predicted model, not a curated record. Gene Ontology annotation, cellular component: nucleus; cytoplasm.